Molecule: messenger RNA, 2658 nt
Organism: Solanum dulcamara
Lineage: Eukaryota; Viridiplantae; Streptophyta; Magnoliopsida; Solanales; Solanaceae
Exons: 6
Coding region: 352-1995 (547 amino acids)
Source: RefSeq, a predicted model, not a curated record
UCUUUUUAUUUUUCUCCAAAAAUAAAAUAAAAUUAGUUACAGAAGAGCCAUUUAUCUGCCAUUGUUAUUCACGCUGCUACUGAUUUCUUCUUCUUUAUCUGCGAUGGUCACGUGUUCAAUGCGUGGAAACAGCCUCCUCGCAUAAAUCCAAAGGGAAGGUUGCAGAUUAUAUAUGCCCACACUUCUACCCUGGGGAGUAUUUCAUUUCAUAAGAUGUCUUGAUAAUGGAAUUUAAGAAGCUUCAAGAAAGGUAGUAACUGAUUUAUUCGUCUGUGGAUGUGGGGAUAAGUAGGGGAUAGGAGUGAAGUUGUUUCUCUGAUCUAUUUGCUAGUAAGUCUGAAUCCCAUUAAAAUGGUGCGACGGGGAUUGGAGGGCUGUGAUAUUUUGUUUGAUAUAUCCCGUUUAGGGAGAAAGAGGGCACACUCUUGGAAUAAGGAGUCAGAGUCUGAAAAUAGUGAUAUUUUUCGUCUCAAAAGGCAGAUUAGAAAAACUAAGAAUAUGGAUGAAGAUUAUGUACAGUAUUUGAUGCUUCUCCUUGACUACGAUGAAGAGUCUAAGUGUUACACAAAUGAAGGCGGAAAUGAAGGUCCCGCUGUUGCUAAAGAUAGGCUUUAUCACGACAUGGAUGAGGAUGUGAAUGAGUAUGAGGAUGAUGAAGACGAGGAUGAGGAUAUUGAUCCAGAAUACAAGAAGUUUUUGGCUAAUGCUAAACCAAAUGGGAACUCAUAUAUGGUUAAAAUUGAUAGAAGUGUUGGGUUUCCUGUGUUUGUAGAGUUUGAGAAAGAUGAUGGAUCUGAUGCAGGGUUCGAAUAUUUAGGACAGAGAAAACACCAGGAUUCUGGGGAUGAGAAGGAUUUUGGUAAUGUCAGUUGCAAAGAUAAAGUACAAAGUCAGCCAUUUUCAAGAAUUGUCCUGGAAAAUGAUGAUAAUAGAUCUGCAGGAGACACCAAUGUCAUAUUUGAGCCUUCUGAUCCUGUUACUCCGAUGGAAAAAGGGCUGACGAGCAAGAAGCUUAGCUUGGGGGAGAAUGGUGAAUGCAAGAGGCGUCGGAAGGGUGAGAUGAAGAAUAGGUCAAAUAAGGAGCAGAAGAAAAAGAGAGGGAGACCAGCUAAAGUUACUACAAAAGAAGAGGGAGCUGAUAUAGAUGAAGACUAUUCCUAUCUUCUGGAGAAAUUUAUAUGUAAGAAUUGGAGCACAACAACCUCAUUUAUGAGGAAAUAUAAUCUAAAAAGGAAGAAAUCAUCAACAAAUGUCCUGGAAAAUGAUAGUAAUAUAUCUGUGGGAGACAUCAAUAUGACACAUGAGCCUUCUGAUCCUCUAUCUCCAAAGAAAAAGAAGAAAAAGGGGCUUAUGAGCCAGAAAAAUAGCACGAAGGGAAAUGAUACAUCCAAGAGGCAGGGAAAGGGUGAGAAAAGGAAAAGAUCAAACGAAAAGCAGACGGCGAGAAAAGGGAGAAAAUUAGCAGUUGUCCCUUUAAACGAAGAUGUAGCCGGGAGAAAAUCAGUAGAUGUCACUGUCAAAGAAGAGAGAGCUGAUGUUGAUGAAGCCUCAUUUAAAAGUGGCAACAGUUUUGAACGCGAGGCUGCUGACGAAGAUCUUCAAAUAGUUGUCAAUGAUAAUUGUACAUUUGGAAAGGAAGGAGGUUCUAAUAUCGUGGAAGCUUCUUUAGCAAAACACUGUGAAAAUGUUGAGGAUAGCUUCCCAAGGAAAACUGUGCGUUCUGAUUUUUGGUACAAUGUCAAGGCUCUUCUCGAGAGGCCUUACGAUCAGAAGGAAUAUAUCGGAUUGUGGAAAGCUGUCAAAAGUAGAAAGCCUACUCUAAAGGAUAUGGACUUGCGUAACGGGAAAUUUUACUCGUCGAGGCGGUUGGGAAAAUCAUAUUUGGAUCAUUAUAAAGACCUUCAUGAAAAACUUAAAGAAGUUGACAAUGACAACAUAAAACAGCUAACCAUCUUGCGCGGCUUUUUCUUCUGGUUACAGCAAACAACUUCAUAAAAAAAACGUAAUGAUCAGAUCGGUUGAUGCAUCCACCAGUGACAGUAUAAAUGAAGCAGCCCAUGGAGUACUUUUGUAGCCAAAGCCAGAUUCAUCACCCUGGAUAUUUGUCAAGAUAAUCAAUUUUAGUAACUUAAUAUGUGAGCAAAUAAGUUGGCAUUAUUGUUUAUUAAAUUUUAAUUUAUGUAAACAUUCAGUAUGCUGAUAUGUUUCGGACACAACCUCUCUACCUUUGUCAUGGCUGAUAUGUGGGAUUAUACUGGGUUUGUCAUUGCUUUUGGCAUCUUGUCUGACUUUUUAUUUUACCUAUAUUUAGACUUUCUUGUGACUCACAGAAGAAAAAUGUUUUGGUGAUUGAUAACUUGAUCCAAUUGAAGCUAACCUUUUUGGUUUCCGUUUCCAAUUGAAGCUUUUAAAACAACUUAAAUUUCAUAUUCACAUGCUGGUUGGGUGCAACUAUUAUAAGAGUGACUUGAGCAUUGAUCUCAUUCGUCUAGUCUGAGGAAUGUCGUUAUGAGGGAUUGAGGAGACAUAAAUUCUGUACUUUCAUUUAAACAGCAAUUACAAUAAUCCAGUAUUUGAGACAAUAUCUCCGCGUCUUACUAUGUUCUGUUCAUUACAUAUUUAGUACUUUGCACAAAUUUAGUUUUACAACAUAAACUC